This is a messenger RNA of Tachysurus vachellii, 3757 nucleotides long. It is a transcript of the gene nsmfb, whose product is annotated as NMDA receptor synaptonuclear signaling and neuronal migration factor b. Gene Ontology annotation, cellular component: cytoplasm; nucleus. NCBI's taxonomy places the organism in Eukaryota, Metazoa, Chordata, Actinopteri, Siluriformes, Bagridae. The record is from RefSeq and is a predicted model, not a curated record. The transcript is spliced from 15 exons. Bases 279 to 1925 code for a protein of 548 amino acids. Gene Ontology annotation, biological process: regulation of neuronal synaptic plasticity; positive regulation of neuron migration.
CUGGCAGCGCGGUACUUGACUACCGGAGCUCCAGGUUGCGCAUUAUUUCACUUAUCUUUGGACACGAGAACGCACAGAGCCAUGAAGCUCAGCUCAGAGUAAGGAACUAGCCGGGUAUCUCACCAAUCCAGUCGGAGAACUACAUAGGAGGAGGCGGACGUGCGCCUUCAUCCUGAGGACCUUUCUCCAUCCUUUGGUAUAUAAACAUUUCUCAGUCUUCUUGUACUGCGGACUAGUGGAAUGAGCUGCUUUUGUUCCGGUGUUGCUUCCAGUGCAGUAUGGGAACUGCCGUGUCCAAAAGAAAGAAUUUAAGGAACGAUGCCAUUUCUUCCGUCGCCGCAAAAGUUAGAGCAGCCCGAGCAUUUGGAGAGUGCCUGUCGCAAAGCAACCCUGAAAACCGCAACGGAUCAGAUCACCUGCUGUCUGACACCUUUGUUGGCCAAGAUUCUGAAUCCCCAAGCAUUAGCUGCCUGCACAACAAUAACCAUCUGCAGCCGUACUCUAGAACAUCUCCCGUAGCCAAGCACACGCAAGAUCAGCCAGAUCCGGGCCUUGUGCCAGUUCCUGUGUCCACCAGUGCCAAGCGUCGUCUCUCUGUGGAGCGCAGCCUCUCAUCGGAGGAUCAGCCGCAAUCCCAGCAGCCACUACAGAGUUCAGUGAAGCCAGCACGCGUCUAUACCAUCAGUAGGGAAGGUGGCAUGCUGGGGGCCAGGGGUAGCGAGGAGAGCCUGGAGCUCGAGGUCCUAAAGGGCCCCCAGACUCACACCAACCACCAGAGGACAAGCCGGCGCAGUGGUCAUGCCCACCACCAUCACGCUCCAUCAUCUCAGCCACUACAAAGCUCAGGAAGUGCACAUAACAUCCACGAGUGGGGUUCAAGACGCAGCAGUUCGAAAGAGGACUGUCCGAGGCCACCAUGUCACAGCCAGCGUUCACUCGACCUUGAAACGGUGCCAAGAGAUGCCUCUAAGCAGCGCAAGAAACUUGAGAGGAUGUACAGUGAGGAUCGGGUGUCCACUGAGGACCGAGAAGAUCACACCAACAACUGGUUACCCAAAGAGAACAUGUUUAGCUUCCAGACCGCCACCACCACCAUGCAAGCAAUAUCAAACUUCCGGAAGCACCUGAGGAUGGUGGGCAGCAGGAGGAUGAAGGCCCAGUCAUUCGCCGAUCGCAAAGCGAAGAGCUUCAGCCGCUCCUGGAGUGACCCUACACCCGUCAAGCCAGACUCGCUCCACGACUCCAGAGACAGUGGAGAUCUGCAGGCAUCCUCAGGCACUCUGGAUGAGGGGGAGUACGAUGAUGUGGACUGGGAGGAGGAGAAAGAGCUGGAGCGUCUGGCUUGUGAAGGCGAUGACUUCAUUCCUCCUAAAAUCAUGCUGAUUUCAUCCAAGGUUCCCAAGGCAGAGUAUGUGCCCAACAUCAUACGCAGAAAUGACCCAUCCAUCAUCCCUAUCCUCUAUGACCACGAGCAUGCGACUUUUGAUGAUAUACUGGAGGAGAUUGAAAAGAAACUCACCGCCUACAGAAAAGGCUGCAAAAUUUGGAACAUGCUUAUCUUCUGUCAGGGAGGACCAGGACAUCUUUAUCUCCUGAAGAACAAAGUGGCCACAUUUGCUAAAGUGGAGAAGGAGGAGGACAUGAUUCAGUUCUGGAAAAAACUUGCUCGGCUUAUGAGUUUGCUGAAUCCCGAACCAAAUCUCAUCCAUAUUAUGGGCUGUUAUGUGCUGGGCAAUACAAAUGGAGAGAAGCUUGUGCAGAACCUCAAGAGGCUGAUGAGACCAUAUGCUGUGGAGUUUAAGAGUCCUCUGGAACUCUCUGCACAAGGGAAGGAGAUGAUCGAGAUGUAUUUUGACUUCCGUCUGUUCCGGCUGUGGAAAAGCCGGCAGCACUCCAAACUCCUCGACUACGACGACCUCUUGUGACAUCUCGUCCUUUCUCUUUAGAGCGCCCGAGAAAGGCGCGUAGCUCCAUUUAGGGCCCUAUCGUGGCUGUGUUCCCCUCUAGAGCCUCAGUGUAAACGCUCUGAAGCUGGAGGAAGAUGAUGAGGAAGCAUGAAGAUGGCUGUUGGAAUCGUUCGCGCCGACAUGCGGACGAAGGCAGGAGAUUCAGCCAUUGCUGGUGUCAUUUGAUGUCCAGACCUUUUGAACUCACGCCUAGGAAUGAGAAAAAUAACGGAUAAUGCUGAUGGAUGGUAGGUUCGUCUAGAACUUAAUGAUCUGUUUGAACGGAAAUGGAUUUUCUUAUGGGACAUCCCAGGAAAGGAAACUAACAUAGCCACAUUUGUUAUUGAGUAGCUGUGUUGUAAUGAACCAACAGGGACAAUUUUUGGUCUUUGCGAUUCAGUCUUUGUUAGCAACUUAGAAAAUACUUCUAUGUUCUUUAUCAGGUAGAGACAGUAAAAUGUUUUACUAAUCUCACAGGACUCUGUAUAAUACUGUAGUCAAGAAAUUCGUCAUAGUAUUCCUUACUUAUUCAGAGCAUUGAUAUUUUUUGACAUACGGCCUGUUUUUUUUUUUUGGAGGAGAACUCAGGUUUUAUAAAGUAACCUCCCUGACCUUCUUCCAUAGUCAAUAAGAGAACAGGCUGGUAGACAACAAUGAUUCAUAAUUACUGACAGGAGUAAUGGGAGUUGCGGAAAACGAGAGGUCAGACAACAUAUAAUGUAGAAUUUCUUUUGAGUGAGUGUGUGUGUGCACUAGAUUUCCAUAGAGUUAGAAAUUAGAUUUUUAUAGUAGAAGUUUUCAGGCAUCUAAUAUUUGAGUAAUGCUUGCGUAAAAUUUUUGGGUAUUGCUAUGUAUUUGCAGGGCAGAUGCUAGAUUUAAAACCGCCGUCUCCGUCGGAUGUAGGUACGUGCCAGUGACAGAGCAGCAUUUGGUUCAACACAGCAUCACACUUACAAAUUUAAUACAAAUCGGAUGAAUUUAGAAAUUCAUAACAGGAGCAGGUUCACAUGCUGAAAAAAAUGUUACGAUAUUGUUUUUCAAAACAAAAAAUAAAACUAAAAAUUAGCUAUAUUUUGUUUUUUAACUUAUAUUGAAGGUUUUAUUUCAGUGUAAUAACGUUAAUAUUUUUUUUAUAGUAAUAUCAGAUUAAAUCCUUGAAUUGCAAAGAAUUUGGUCCACUGAACGAAUGAGAAAUUGAACUAAAUUUAGAAACCUGAAAAUUCAGUAUGUUUUCAAUAAAUAAAAACCCAAUUAAAAGUUAAACUGUUAAAACGCUGCCAAAUACAAUAGUGUGAAGAUAUUGUGUGAAGUAUGUGUUAAAAAGCUAGGUCAUUUAAAUGAAAAGCAUAUUUCGUAGAGUAGAUGUUAAUAUUAGUUAAAUCUGUUUCAUGUUUCAUGUUUAUUAUUGAGGUGUUCUGAUAAUCUGAAGUUCAUCCUGAGUAGUAUUGUUGUAAAACCUCUCGUACAUACACGUGUGUGUGCAUUCCUACAUGUUCAGAUGUGUACUGCUACUUUGUUAAUGUAGACCUUCAUCUCUAUAACAUUAGAGGGAAGUACCAGAGCUAAUGCUUGUUUAUAACAUAAGGCUAAAAGCUGCUGUUCUUCGCAAUACUUAUUUUAUGAUCAUAAUCAUUAACAAACAAAUGCUGCUGUGAGAGAUUUUAAAUCACGAUUUUAGAUUAAACUUUUAAUCUUGCCAUAAAAUUUGAGGUUUGUCUGUACUCACAUGAGCCUAAAAAUAAGUAAUAAGGUAAAUAAUACAAUACAGUCAGUGCAGUUAUAGGAAAAUAGUCAAUGCCUGUUAUGAAGCA